Molecule: messenger RNA, 603 nt
Organism: Paramecium tetraurelia
Lineage: Eukaryota; Ciliophora; Oligohymenophorea; Peniculida; Parameciidae
Exons: 5
Source: RefSeq, a predicted model, not a curated record
AUGUAGAAUCAAGAGCCAUAAAUUAAUCCUCAAUUAGCUCCAGUCAUUGCUAAGCAAUUGCAAAUGAUCAUCAAAUAACCAAUUGAUGGAGUCCAUGUAAUUUUCAAUGAAUAAGAUGUUUUUGAUAUUUAAGCAGAUAUUGAUGGUCCAGUUGACACUCCAUUCCAAGGAGGUGUUUUUAGAUGCAAAUUGAUUUUGCCACCCCAAUUCCCCUAAAUGGCACCCAAAGGCUUAUUUAACACCAAAAUCUUCCAUCCCAAUGUGUCAGAAAAGGGAGAGAUAUGUGUCAAUACUUUGAAGAAAGAUUGGAAUCCUCUUUAAUGGUCAUUAAAAAACAUCUUUGAAGUUAUUAAGUGUUUGUUAAUUGUUCCCUUUCCAGAAAGUUCCUUAAAUGAAGAAGCCGGAAAACUAUUUAUGGAAAACUAUGACGAAUAUUUCAAAAGAGCCAAAUUACUAACAAAUAUAUAUGCAUUGAAGUAGGAGGCAAACAUUUUAAAAGGAAAUAAUCAAAUCGUUAUUGAUGAAGCUGAUAAAAAAAAUAAAGUAACUUAAACCUAACAGAAAAAAGAAAACGAUUAGAAGAAGUGGCUCAAAAGAAUAUGA